AUGGACCGGAUUCUGGAGGACCUGUUUGCAUCUGCCUCUGCUGCAGCCAAGACCGCCCCCGGACCCAAUCUAGAGGAGGCCCUUGGUGAAUUUAGGACCACGGCUCAGCGUAUGAGGGAUGAGAGAAUGAAGAUCUUCAGUGAAUGUGGGGCCAAAUUAGAUCAGUGCAAGGUGCCGUGCCGUAGAAACCGGUUGCUGGAGACCUUCAUUGACACUUGGCAAAGGAGGCUGGCUGAAGGCAAUAAUAUUUCUGGUACGUUAAUCUUUAACUUCAAUUGA
Molecule: messenger RNA, 279 nt
Organism: Hydatigera taeniaeformis
Lineage: Eukaryota; Metazoa; Platyhelminthes; Cestoda; Cyclophyllidea; Taeniidae
Source: the annotation of a GenBank genome assembly